CAGAAUGCCGCACGCUCUGAGGCCUGCGGGGUAGCGGCAGCGUGUGAGCAGCGGUACCGCGAGGCCUGAUUGAGCCGCCGUUCCCUUUCCUUUGCGCCUCCUUCACUCACUCCUCAUCCGACAUGGGAGUCCCGGCGUUUUUCCGAUGGUUGAGUCGCAAGUACCCGUCCAUCGUGGUGCACUGCCUGGAGGAGCGGGUGAAAGAAGUUAAUGGAGUUAAAAUUCCUGUGGACACCAGCAAACCUAAUCCAAAUGAAGUGGAGUUUGAUAACCUCUACUUGGACAUGAAUGGCAUCAUUCAUCCAUGCACACAUCCAGAAAACAAGGCUGCCCCUAAAAAUGAGGAUGAAAUGAUGGUGGCAAUAUUUGAAUAUAUUGAUCGAUUGUUCAACAUUCUUCGACCAAGGCGCCUUCUUUACAUGGCAAUAGAUGGAGUAGCUCCUCGUGCCAAAAUGAACCAGCAGAGGUCCAGAAGAUUCCGUGCAUCCAAAGAAGGAGUAGAAUUGUUGGCAGAGAAAACACGAAUGAGAGAAGAAGUGAUUAGUAAAGGCGGUUUCCUAUCCGAGGAAGUAAUUAAAGAACGGUUUGACAGCAAUUGCAUUACGCCAGGAACCGAGUUCAUGGACAACCUUGCACGGAGCCUUAGGUACUAUGUUGCUGAUCGCUUAAACAAUGAUCCUGGAUGGAAAAACCUAACUGUUAUUUUAUCAGAUGCCAGUGUUCCUGGUGAGGGCGAACACAAGAUCAUGGAUUUCAUAAGAAGACAACGAGCUCAGCCAAACCAUGAUCCCAACACUCACCAUUGUUUGUGCGGGGCUGAUGCUGAUCUUAUAAUGCUGGGAUUAGCAACUCAUGAACCAAACUUCACUAUUAUUCGAGAAGAGUUUAAACCAAAUCAACCAAGGCCUUGUGCCCUUUGUGGGCAGAUUGGUCAUGAAAUCAAAGAAUGUCAAGGUUUGCCCAAGGACAAACAAGGACAGUUUGAUCAAUUUGCAGGUAAUUCUGCAGGUGUCGAAGAACAGGAAUUCAUAUUUAUCCGAUUAACUGUGUUGCGUGAGUACCUGGAAAGAGAGUUGACCAUGGCUAGCCUGCCGUUUACGUUUGAUUUUGAGAGGAGCGUUGAUGACUGGGUUUUUAUGUGCUUCUUCGUGGGAAAUGACUUUCUGCCUCAUCUGCCAUCCUUGGAAAUUAGGGAGGGUGCGAUAGAUCGUCUUGUUGGCAUUUAUAAGAAUGUCGUACAUAAAACCGGAGGCUACCUUACAGAAAAUGGUUUUGUGAACCUGGAACGGGUUCAGUUGAUUAUGAUUGCUGUUGGAGAAGCUGAAGAUAACAUCUUUAAGAAGAGAAGAGAAGAUGAUGUGCUGUUCAGGCAAAGACAAAAAGAAAAGAACAAAAGACUGAAAGCUUCAUCUCAAAAUAGUGCGAAUUCAGAUGGGAGCCCAGUUCCAUUGGGAACAAAGAGGAAGAAUGAGGAUAGUGAUGAAGAACAGGAACCAUCAGAUAAUAUCAGGCUUUGGGAAGAAGGUUGGAAGCAACGUUACUACAAAAACAAGUUUGAUGUGGAUGCAACUGAUGCAAAAUUCCGCAGAAAGGUUGUAGAAGCCUAUGUUGAAGGUCUGUGUUGGGUUCUUCAGUACUAUUAUCAGGGUUGUGCUUCAUGGAAGUGGUUCUUUCCAUUCCAUUAUGCACCAUUUGCUUCGGACUUUACUGACAUUAAAGAACUACCUACAACAUUUGAAAAGGGAACAAAGCCGUUCAAACCACUGGAGCAGCUGAUGGGAGUUUUUCCUGCAGCAAGUGGUAACUUCCUCCCUGAGACAUGGCGUUAUUUGAUGUCUUAUCCGAAUUCUUCAAUCAUUGACUUCUACCCUGAUGAUUUUGCUCUUGACUUAAAUGGAAAGAAAUUUGCUUGGCAAGGUGUUGCACUGCUGCCUUUUGUUGAUGAGCGACGGCUGAGAGGUGCUCUGGAAAAGGUUUAUCCUGACCUCACUUCUGAUGAAACUCGGCGGAACAGUCUUGGAAGUGAUAUCCUGUUUGUUGCAAAUUCUCACAAACUCUUUGAUUUCAUUGUUGAGAUGCAAAAGAAUGAUUCUCAGGAAUUGCAACUUCCUCCUGAGCUUUGUCAUGGUAUUGGUGGUUUGCUCACAUCGGAAAGUGAUGCAGUGAAACCAGGACAGAUAGUAGUUUCUCCAGUUCCAACCUUGAAGGACAUUAAUGAAAAUAAUGUUUGCAGUGUAAUGUUCAAAGAUCCCCACUAUGAAGAAGAUUAUAUUUUUAAGGCGUGUGUGUUACCUGGAGCAAAAAAACCUGCAAAAGUACUGAAACCAGGUGACUGGGAAAGAUCUCAAGCUAAUAACUCAAGACAACCUUGGAGGCCCAGGCUUGGCUUUAAUCCAAAUCGACCGCAGGCCCACUUGGAUCAGGCAGGGUUUAGAGCGCUUGGCCAUUUUGUGUCAAAAGAUCGGCAUCCAGGAGGAAGUGGCGUAUACAGUAAUGCUCCUCCACCUGGUUCUUUCCAGCACGGGGCAAGUGCUCUUCCCCCACUGAUGAGAGGACCACCUGUCCAACUUUCAGGUUUGAGACCACAAGAUGCCUGGCGAGGCAUCCAACCACUGUUUCAGCAAGCUCAACUCCAAAGAAGUGCUGAACAGUCCUUGGUAUGGAAUCGCAUGAUGCAGGCACAGACCAGUUUGUUCCAGCAGGCUCAACAGAGACUUGCAUCAGGAUUGUCAAUCCAAUACCAUCAAAGGCCAGAUGAUCGAAGAGGACGACAGGGCUAUUCUGGAAGACAAUACCCAUUGCCACCAGAUGCUGGAAGAUACAACUGGAAUUGAGAGCUCUAACUGGAUAUCCAACACAAGUGCUAUGCCUUACAGAGUCCAGUUAAUUAAACAGCAGUCAUUCAAGCUGAAUUUUAACAGUACCUGUAAAGAAUUUUCAAUUAUUUUUUAAUGUGAAAUUAUAAUUGAUACUUGUUUUCAGUAUUUUGUGCUGCAUGUUUCAUGUUCUGUAAAAUGGAUUUGGCAUUUUCCAUUUUUUAAAAUUGUGUAGGUUGGGGAUUCAGGGCAAGAUAAAUAUUAUGCAGAAUGCAUACAAAUAGUUUGUUACUAUUACAAUGGGUUUGUAUGUCAAGUCAAUUAGUGAAACAAAUUGAGUUUUUAUUCUUGUAGUGUACAUUGUACAGUAGAACUGAUCUUCAGUAAAAAUGCUUUACCAUUUAUGGUUUUGGUUUCCCACUGUUUAAGAUUUUUUUCUUUAUCCAAUUCAUAAUUUUCUUGAAGGUGAUUCAGUUUUGCUGGUAAGAUCCAAGUGUAAUUAGUUUUUCACAUUUUCUUUCUCAAUGUCUGUGACCAUUUAACAGAAGAUAAAGAAAGCUGAGUAAUUUUGAAUACUGUGCAGAUUGGAAUGUUUCUCUUCAUCUGGAGGUCACUUUGGAUGAUAUUGGGAACAAGGUAAAAUUAGUUCUUGAAUUGCUAUGUAAUUGAAAAAAUUAUGAAACCAAAGGGAACAAUUGGUCUUUAGCGAGAGCUAGCAUGAAACUUGGUUUAAAGGGAACAGGUGAUGCAGGCUUUUAAAAAUAUUGUAGGGGUGGCACUAAUCAAAAAGAGAAAGAAAUUUCUCCCAUUGUCCUGGCCAACAGUCCUGCAGAUGAAAUUAGGCAUUCAUUAAAUGACUGUGGGAAAUUGAUGCUUGCAAAUUGACUGCUGCAUUUGUCUACAAAAUAGUCAUCAUCUUUACAGUAAAUCCUGUGAAGUGUUUGAGAGGUUCUCCCAGCAUGAAAGGCACACUAUCAACUGCAAGGAUUAUUAUUAACGACAGGGGUUUAUGGUGAGCCAAAAUGUAAGAACCAGAGGAUGCAGUCGUAAGUUUAAAGAAGAUGAGUUGAACAACUGUUUUGUGCUUAAUUGUUAUGGCGAAGGCUGCUUACUGCAAUGGAUGCGGUUCAGUUUGUGGUUCAAAAGGAAAUUUAAUCAGUUUCGAACCAGCAGAAAGUAGGUACGUGUUUGCGACAGGAAAAAUAAUAGUGGUGCUAGGGUUGGGGCUAGAUGGGUGUUGGGUUGAAAGAAUGGAAUGAAGAAAAUUCCAAAAGCUCUCUACAGACCUCUGGCCAAUUUUUGAAGUUAGUGUGGACUGAAAAUUUUACCACCUUUUGACAGUGUUUAUAAUUUCUAAGAAUUUGCUUCCUGUGUUUCAUACUUAAAAUGUUUAGUUACUGAAAAUCUUGCACAUUAAUUUUUUUCAUUGCAUAAUAAAUUCUUGUUCAGUUUU
This is a messenger RNA of Callorhinchus milii (elephant shark), 4269 nucleotides long. RefSeq names its product 5'-3' exoribonuclease 2 (gene xrn2). NCBI's taxonomy places the organism in Eukaryota, Metazoa, Chordata, Chondrichthyes, Chimaeriformes, Callorhinchidae. The transcript has 29 exons. Bases 123 to 2834 code for a protein of 903 amino acids. Gene Ontology annotation, molecular function: RNA binding; 5'-3' RNA exonuclease activity. The record is from RefSeq and is a predicted model, not a curated record. Gene Ontology annotation, cellular component: nucleus. Gene Ontology annotation, biological process: nuclear-transcribed mRNA catabolic process.